Meloidogyne enterolobii is the source of this 1074-nucleotide messenger RNA. The record is from the annotation of a GenBank genome assembly. Lineage: Eukaryota; Metazoa; Nematoda; Chromadorea; Rhabditida; Meloidogynidae.
AUGAGGAAAAGACGUUUUAAACUUUCCAGUAAGCUUCUAUACGAAGGCGAGGGGUGCACUGUGGAGCUGAUCACCGAUGGGAGGAGCAUGAUCAAUUUCACAACUGGAAUGGAAGACAGUAAAUGUAGUAAACUGGAAGACUGCAACACUGGCGAUUUUCGGGAUGGUUUUUCAAAUCUACUACCCUUCGCCUACAGCAGAACCAAUAAGGAACUCGAAAAGCUCAACGAGAGUCCGCUGUAUGAUGAUCUUGUUGUGUGUGGUGAAAAAAACAAGUGCGAGAAAGAAAAUCAAAAGUGCAUGAAGCAUACAUUUCUUGAAGUCUCAUGGAGUGGAUGCAACGAGGACAAUAUUUAUCAUGUAUACGCUCACACUCAUCUAAUUGGUGAAGCGGAGAAAGGCUUGGAUCAAAAAAGACGAGGUGGUGAUAAGAUGGAAUUCAAUCUGCGCAUAGCUGAUGAUAGCAGCUUCACAAUGGAUUUUGAGAAACCUGCAAAAUUUGACACCAAAGUAGAGUCGAUUAGCUGCGUUCCAAAAGGAAGUGCCAUUGUCAGACCAGAAAAAUGGAAAAUCAAAAAGGGAGUUGGAGACCUGGAGGGUAAACAUCUGCUCGUCUUUCAUCUACUUCCGAAAACGGCUACACGAACAUACAAAAAGAACAAGUUUGAAGGAAAACCUGCGAAACAAAAACCGAAAUGUGAUCUCUUCAUUAGCUUUAAAAGAGGACUCUACGAAUUUCUUCAAGUCGACCCUCCAACAACGACUACAAGCACAACUACAACAACAACCAAACCAAAACCAGGUACCAAACCACAACCACCACUACCACCUGGAAAAACAGCUCCAACGCCACAAAAGGUGGACGGAACUACAACAAACGUGCAAGGAGUUCAAGGAGUACAGGGCACCGAAGGAGGAAGCAGUAUCGUGAUUUGGAUAGCUGUGAUUUCUGUGGUGGUGAUUGCUGUAAUUGGCCUCAGUGUCGUCGUCUUCUGCUGUUACCGGAAACAUAAAAAACAACAAAAAGAAGAGAAAGAAGAGCGGGAAGAAAAGGUACUUUCAAAUUACUUAUAA